AUGACAGUGCAUAUAUCUGCAUCUAUUGAAUUUGCAUUCAUGCCAUGCCCUGAUCCCGUCCAUAUCUCGUACUUCGACAGCUAUGAUACACUCAUCUAUAUAUGUAUAUCUCAGUCUCACAAGUUCAAAGAUGCACACUCGGGAACAACAUCACUCAAAGAAAAGAAAAGAAAAAGCGGGACAUGUAACAUGUAUGAUACUCAGUCUCUCGAUCCCGAGCAAUCCAUUCAUCCAUGGAUCGAUAUGUAUAUGUAUGCAUGUGAUUCCCCCUCCCAUAAAACCCAUACCGCCAUUUCAACCUAA
Periconia digitata is the source of this 303-nucleotide messenger RNA. The record is from the annotation of a GenBank genome assembly. NCBI's taxonomy places the organism in Eukaryota, Fungi, Ascomycota, Dothideomycetes, Pleosporales, Periconiaceae.